Messenger RNA from Camarhynchus parvulus, 3593 nucleotides. It is a transcript of the gene SHLD1, whose product is annotated as shieldin complex subunit 1. Bases 881 to 1558 code for a protein of 225 amino acids. NCBI's taxonomy places the organism in Eukaryota, Metazoa, Chordata, Aves, Passeriformes, Thraupidae. Gene Ontology annotation, biological process: regulation of double-strand break repair via nonhomologous end joining. The record is from RefSeq and is a predicted model, not a curated record. The transcript is spliced from 4 exons.
CCGCUCUGGGCGCCUCACGGAGAUGUCGCUGCCGGCGCUGCCCGGCUUCCUUUUAGCGCUGGCCCUCCUGGGUCAGCAACGCUGAGUUCGGGGUUCUCUGGUCUCGCCUGCCCCUAGCCGUGAGGCUUCUGCCCGCUUCCCCUCGCCCUUCGGCGGCCUCGGGGCGGCAGGGCCCUCGCUGGCCCGGCAGCAGUGUGGAGGGCCUGAGGCGCGGCUGUCCGAGUGCGGCCCGGCCCGGGGCAGCCCUGCCGCGCUUUUGGCUUUCCCCGUGUUUCCACUCCCUCCUCCCCCGAGCUCUGGCUGCCCUUGGGCUGCUGCGGUGGCAUUUCCCCUCAGGAGGUGUCGAGGGGGAGGCGCAGCAGCCGUGGCCGAGCCGCGGGGUGCUCGGGCUUUGGCCCACGCCAUUCCAGCUCGCACCAUGCCCUGUGUCACUCCUGGUGCGCUUCACUGCAAGGGGAGGGCUUUUUGAAAUAACGCGUGAAUAUUGCCUGAAGGAAAAGGGAAAGGAACGAGGCCGGGAGGAAGAGAACCCCCUCACCUGCUGAGCAGGGCAGCUGGUAAGGCCGGUGCUUCACGUCCUGCUGUAUCCAUCACAUUCUGCAGCAAUGCUGCCAGCCGGGCAAGCCUUUGCAGGACAGGCCUUUGGGACAUUCCUGGUAUCUCUGCGGUGCCACCGGGUGAGGGUGGCCCAGAAAAACAUCCAGUUCCUGCCUGAAGGCAUGCCUGUCCUGGUUGCUCACUGAAAUUAACCCAGCAGUCUGGGGCUGACAGACCAUGAAGGAAGAAUAAGGGAAUCCUGAAGCAGCAACAGACUGUUUGCUCCUGGACUUUGUCCAGAGGGACUGUUUGCACAUCAGUGCUCUCUCUUACCAGUGGGAGCAUGGAAGAAAAGGAGACGUCACCAAGUCACACCUCAGAGAGCAGCAUGUUGGACCUCCCCUCUGUUUGUGACCUAGCAGAGCACUUUCUGCCUCCACACAGCUCUGAGAACAGCCAGGAGCUUUAUCCUUCUGGGGAUGUUUUUCCCUCUCCACCCACAGGAGAGAGCAAUCCAUCAUCUGCAGCUCCUGCAGCCCGUUCUGCUGAAGGCUCUGAGGAAGCAAACGUGAGCUGUUACCUAAAAGCAGGGCUGUGUGAGCCCUCUGAACCUAAUGAUGUGCUCUCCUGGAUGCAUGAACGUGAAGAUGCAGAAGAUCCCAGCAUCAGGGGCUCUCUGGAUGGCUUCUACAAAAUGUAUUGCAGAAAGCAGCCAGAGAGAGAGGAUCCGACCUACGAGGCUGCCUCACGGUGUCUGUCGCAGAAGAUUUUAGAGCUGGAGCAAAAAGAUGGGACAAAAUAUGUGUCACGAUGCCUGCAAAUGGCACAGCUGGUCUUGAACAGAGAUGGAUGUAAGGUCUUUCCAAACCACCCCCCUUCUGCUUGCUUCUCAAAGCCAGCUGAAGGAGAAGUCUUAUUGGAAAACAGGAGGAGGAUACCUGGACUCUCAGAUGAUGUCUUGCAGUUCGUCUUGAAACAAACACAGGCAGAACGUAGCCCUGAUGUGUCACAUGAGAAGUGAGCAAGACACUGCUUUGUGUCAUGGAAGCUUUGCUUUCACUCCGGGAAGAGGUGACUUUCUUAGACAGACGUCAUUCUCCAAGCACCACCUUCAGCACCCGAUGCUUCAUGGAGGGGUUCACCCACGCCAGACCUUGCACCUUGCUCUCUGAGGGCAGCACUGCAUUAGGAGCAUCUGUGUAACUGCUUGGGAUGUGUUGACUGAUGCAGUGUUUGUUGCUGGGACAUCAAACAUGAUAAUUUAUACCUACCAGGCUUUAAAAUUGGCCUGCAUCCUUACCCCAGGGUAACAGUGGUCCAGCCCAAAUUCAGCCCCUGGAUGGGCAUUGCUGUCCAAUGCUGUUGGCUAGAACAGAAUGUUUGAAUGACCUUGGCAUGGUGUGCUCCAGCCCUGCAGAGGGAAAGUUAAGAUUUUGUUCUGAGUAUUUGUCUCCACAGGGUGCCUGUUAGCUCUGUGUUUUUACCUACAGACAUAUAACCCCACAGUUCAUUACUGCAAUGCCAAGUGAGUUUUUCUGACAGAAAAAGUGUGUGUGUGCAUGAGAAAGAGAAAAUACAGCUCUGAGUAUGCUCUCUGACAGUGCUUCUGUCCUAUUUACCUCCUCACCAUUACCUCCCCCAACAACCUUCAGUUCCUUUCUGACUUUCAUGGUGGUGCUAAUGAGAUCCCUGGGGGAAAGUUCCCUUUAAAAUGAAAUGGAUCUCUCUGAGCCCAAAGAGGCUGAUGUCAGUCAGCAACAGAGCAAUGAGCCCACACAGACACUUAAGGUUUCUCUCUCAGAAGCCUCCCAGCUCGGUGGCUUCCUUGUUGCUUUACUGCCUCUGCCAGGCAGUUAAAUGUCUUUGUGCAUGUUUUCCACCCACUGGCCUGUGGACUGAAAGAGCAGUUUGCUGUAGUGAUGAUGUUUGCUGACUGGGGAGGCCAUUCUGCAGCGUGGGUGUGAGCAAGGAAGCGCAAAGUGCCAGAGGAAGGGCUGUGUUUAAGAUGACAGCAGAUGGGCAAAGGAGAAGGAAAGAAAGGGUGGUUGGGGUCUCAAAGGUCACCAUCAGUGUGGUUGCUCCUGUACAGCCACAGGGCUCACACCAGUUUCGGUAUUUGAUGUCCUGUGUUUGCCAGCCCAGCUGCAAACCUCUCAUCCACUCCCUGUCCACACCGGCCAGAUCUCAGAGUGGGUGUUUGUGUUCCUGCAUGUCACAUUCCCUGCUGCAGUCCCACAUGGGGCUGCUAUUCCUGCCUUGCUGCCCCUGGCAGAUUGGCACAGCUGCUGUGCUCUGCAGGUGUUCCCAGCAAAGGCAAUGGAAAUAUGGCUGCUGCCUUCAGUCAGAGCAGGAGGGGGCCCAGCUGGCUGCAAGUUAUGGCCAAAGUCUUAGGACUUGGUUUAAUUUCUCUUUGCAAAUAGAUUUAUAUUGGAAGUGCCUGGGUUUAGUUUCCUGUCCCUGAGUUAUCAUGGAACCAAUACAUUUAGCUUUGUGGUGGUCCUGCUCUGUGUGUGGCUUGUUUGCUUUUAUGGCAAAGGUGUUGUACAUGUGCUGGAGGGCACACAGAAUAUUGGAGCAGGCCUUCAGCUCCCCCAGCAUUACUCAAGUUAAUGGUGCCAAGGGGAAAAAAAGAGGUGAGGGUGCAGCAUCAUUUCUGUAGUAGCAAACAAACCCACAGGUGCUUGUGUAUCAAGAUCCAGAUGAAAGCAUCCUGCUGGCAAAAACUAUAGAGAAUGGCAAUAUCAGCUAGUUUAGCCACAGAUACAGCUGGAAAAAGCAAGCAUGCUCCUGAGUGUGCUGUCAGUAAUUACAGUAACAUCACUGGCCCCUCUGCCAGCUCACACUGCUUAACCCCCACGGAUCUGCCACAGCCACAAGGGCACUGGUUUGACAGAUGUAGGGAGAUACUGCUGAGGAUGUACAGGGAACAAGGAAGGUCUUCAUCACAUGUUGUUGUUUUUCAUCUUUUCCAGUGUUUAUGCUGUUCCACACAGUUAAAUUAGCUGCUGUGUAAAACCUCUUAACUGCCAUUUUAAGGGAAGUAAACUCCCAUGAAG